Polyodon spathula (Mississippi paddlefish) is the source of this 1960-nucleotide messenger RNA. Its product is annotated as periodic tryptophan protein 1 homolog. The record is from RefSeq and is a predicted model, not a curated record. Gene Ontology annotation, biological process: rRNA processing. The coding region runs from base 236 to 1738 and encodes 500 amino acids. The transcript has 15 exons. Gene Ontology annotation, molecular function: protein binding. Gene Ontology annotation, cellular component: nucleus. Lineage: Eukaryota; Metazoa; Chordata; Actinopteri; Acipenseriformes; Polyodontidae.
CGUCAAGCGACUGCACAUAAGAAUGUGCAUAUAGCCCUUCUACAUUUCCAGUUUAUUCAUGUGAAAAUCUAAUAAGAGUGUAUCAGGGGUAUUUAAGAGUGGGUUUACACAUGAAGAAAACAUAACGAAAUUAUUGUCAUCGAAAUUUCAAAGGGAAACACAAACAAACAUAAAACACCCAGCAAAUUCUGAGGUAUUUUAUAAGCGUAAAAUAAAAAUAAAAAGUAAACCUGCAAUGAGCUGCCAGAUCACUUGUGUUGGAUGGGUAAAGCAAGGAGUUGCCAAAGAAACACCUGACAAGGUUGAACUAAGUAAAGAUGAACUACAGCGUCUCAUCAGUGAAGCGAAAGAACAAAUUGAAGAUGAAACUGAAGAUGGUGAAGCUUUAGAUGAUGACGAUGAUGAGGGGGUCGCCAGUGCACAAGAACUGAGUGACGAGACAGAGGCUCCACAGGAACAAGAUGAGACUGAUGAUGAGAGACUGGAUAAAGACGAACUAGCAGAAUAUGGGCUUGAUAAAUAUGAUGAGGAAGACACAGAAGCAACAAAUCUAGGAGACAGCCUAGCAGGCCUCGCAGUCCAUGGAAAUAAUGAAGAGGACCCUUAUGUUACUAUUAAGGAUACUGAUCAGUAUGAGCGUGAGGAUUUUCAGAUUAAAUCAAAUGACAACUUGGUUGUUGCAGGCAGAGCUGAGAAGGAUUGCUGUAAUUUGGAGAUACAUGUAUACAAUAAUGAAGAAGACUCCUUUUAUGUGCAUCAUGACAUUCUCUUACCUGCAUACCCCUUGUGUGUAGAGUGGCUGAACUUUGACCCUAACCCCCAAGAAGGAACAGGAAACUAUGUCGCUGUUGGUAACAUGACCCCAGUGAUAGACGUGUGGGACUUGGAUGUGGUGGAUUGCCUUGAGCCGGUCUUCUCUCUUGGCAGUAAAAAAAUAACAAAGAAGAAAAAGAAGAGCAAGAAGGGUGCUGCUGCAGAGAGUGCAGUCGAAGGACAUUCAGAUGCUGUGCUGGACCUGUCGUGGAACAAGCUGAUUAGGAAUGUUUUGGCCAGCGCAUCUGCUGACAACACAGUAAUUCUAUGGGACAUGGCACAGGGCAAGCCAGCCUCAACUCUCACAUUACACACAGACAAGGUUCAGGCUUUGAAAUUUCAUCCAUUUGAAGCACAGUCACUCAUUUCUGGAUCUUUUGACAAGUCUGCGAUUCUUUACGAUUGUAGAAGUCCACAAGACAACCACCGGAUAUGGAGGUUUAGUGGUCAGGUUGAGCGAGUAAUCUGGAACCAUUUCUCUCCAUGGCAUUUCUUGGCCAGCACGGAAGAUGGAUUUGUGUAUUGUUUAGAUGCACGGUCAAAUAAGCCUGUCUUUACACUCAAAGCUCAUGACGGCGAAGUAUCAGGAUUAGAUCUGAGUAGUCAGAUAAAGGGGUGCCUAGUCACAUCCUCUUCAGAUAAGCAUGUGAAGAUCUGGGAUAUUCUUGGAAACAAGCCUAGUCUCAUCCACUCCAGAGAUAUGAAAAUGGGAGUACUGUUUUGUGCCUCAUGCUGUCCAGACCUACCCUUUGUCUAUGCAUUUGGUGGGCAAAAGGAAGGAUUACGCGUUUGGGAUAUUAGUGAUGUAGCUGCAGUGAAUGCAGCAUUUGGAAGUCGAGAACGGUUAGUGGUUGGCACACCACUGGAGGCAACAGGCAGUAGAACACAAGCCACCAGCAGUACUGAGAAUGCAAUGGAGUCGUAGUUGUGCCACAUAAGUCAGAACCUAACUAUGAAGACAGAUAGUGUAUAUGAAAAAAAGCAAAAACCUUGCACAAUGGAUCUAAGGUUAAAACAUUAACGCUGCCGUUGGAUAUAGCAUUGCUAUAAAAACAGCUACAGUUCACCAGUUAGUACAGUCCAUGCUACAGCAUUUGAUUUAACUUUGACAAAAUAAACAACUUUAUUUUGCAGUAAUUGUUACAGA